This is a messenger RNA of Balaenoptera ricei (Rice's whale), 4324 nucleotides long. It is a transcript of the gene DHX8, whose product is annotated as DEAH-box helicase 8. The transcript has 23 exons. The coding region runs from base 197 to 3841 and encodes 1214 amino acids. The record is from RefSeq and is a predicted model, not a curated record. Gene Ontology annotation, biological process: mRNA splicing, via spliceosome; spliceosomal complex disassembly. Gene Ontology annotation, cellular component: catalytic step 2 spliceosome; intracellular anatomical structure. Gene Ontology annotation, molecular function: ATP binding; RNA binding; RNA helicase activity. NCBI's taxonomy places the organism in Eukaryota, Metazoa, Chordata, Mammalia, Artiodactyla, Balaenopteridae.
UCUCUAUGAUCCACCCGAUAACGCCAAGAGAAGCUCCUGGAGAUAUCAAUUUACCGUAAACAAAAGAGAGGGGCGCGGACCCGGAAGAGGAAGCUGGAGCGGGGCGGGAGUAACUCGGAAGGCCGGCAGUGAGGGGGCCCGGCGGGUACAGUAGCUCCGAAGGCGGGCAGUGAGGGGCCCGGGGCAAAUCGUAGCCAUGGCGGUGGCCGUGGCCACGGCGGGAGCCGUACCCGGAACAGAGCUGGGCCCCGCGGAAGAACUAGCCAAACUCGAGUAUCUGUCUUUAGUGUCGAAGGUUUGCACUGAGCUGGACAAUCACUUGGGGAUCAACGACAAGGAUCUGGCUGAAUUUGUGAUCAGUCUUGCUGAGAAAAAUACCACCUUUGAUACUUUUAAGGCUUCACUGGUCAAAAAUGGUGCAGAAUUCACGGAUUCUCUUAUUAGUAACUUGCUGCGUCUCAUACAAACCAUGCGGCCUCCAACGAAGCCUUCCACAAGCAAAGAUCCAGUUGUUAAACCCAAAACUGAAAAAGAAAAGCUGAAGGAACUCUUUCCAGUCCUAUGUCAACCAGACAACCCUUCUGUUCGGACCAUGCUGGAUGAGGAUGAUGUGAAAGUCGCAGUGGAUGUCCUGAAAGAACUGGAGGCCUUGAUGCCCAGCGCAGCAGGCCAGGAGAAGCACAGAGACGCUGAGCACCGGGACAAGACAAAGAAGAAGAAGCGGAGCCGAGAGCGAGACCGCGAGCGAGACCGAGACCGCAAUAGAGACCACAAGCGGAGACACCGGUCCCGCUCUCGAUCACGUUCCCGGACCCGGGAGAGGAAUAAGGGAAAGUCUAGAUAUCGGUCCAGGAGCAGAAGUCAGAGUCCCCCCAGAGACCGGAAAGACCGAGACAAGUAUGGGGAGAGGAAUCUGGACAGAUGGCGGGAUAAGCAUGUGGACCGCCCUCCCCCAGAAGAGCCCGCCAUCGGGGACGUUUACAACGGCAAAGUUACCAGCAUCAUGCAGUUUGGAUGCUUUGUGCAGCUGGAGGGACUAAGGAAACGGUGGGAAGGCCUGGUGCACAUCUCUGAGCUCCGCCGGGAAGGCCGUGUGGCCAAUGUGGCUGAUGUGGUGAGCAAAGGCCAGAGGGUCAAGGUCAAAGUGCUGUCCUUCACUGGGACCAAGACCAGCUUGAGCAUGAAGGAUGUGGAUCAAGAGACUGGAGAAGAUCUAAACCCAAAUCGACGACGGAAUCUUGUUGGGGAGACCAACGAGGAGACCUCUAUGAGGAAUCCGGAUAGACCCACCCACCUCUCCCUCGUCAGUGCCCCUGAAGUAGAGGACGACUCGCUGGAGCGCAAGCGCCUUACCCGCAUUUCUGACCCGGAGAAGUGGGAGAUCAAGCAGAUGAUUGCUGCCAAUGUCCUUUCCAAAGAAGAGUUUCCAGACUUUGAUGAAGAGACUGGCAUUCUCCCUAAAGUGGAUGAUGAAGAAGAUGAGGACCUUGAGAUUGAACUGGUUGAGGAAGAGCCUCCAUUCCUGAGAGGGCACACCAAGCAAAGCAUGGACAUGAGCCCUAUCAAAAUUGUUAAGAACCCGGAUGGUUCCCUCUCCCAAGCAGCAAUGAUGCAGAGUGCCCUCGCCAAAGAAAGGCGGGAACUCAAGCAGGCCCAGCGGGAAGCAGAGAUGGAUUCUAUUCCCAUGGGACUCAACAAACAUUGGGUUGAUCCUCUGCCUGAUGCGGAAGGCAGGCAGAUUGCUGCCAACAUGAGGGGUAUUGGGAUGAUGCCCAAUGACAUUCCCGAGUGGAAGAAGCAUGCCUUUGGGGGCAACAAAGCUUCUUAUGGAAAAAAGACCCAGAUGUCAAUCAUUGAACAGAGAGAGAGCCUGCCCAUCUACAAACUGAAGGAGCAGCUGGUCCAGGCUGUCCAUGACAAUCAGAUCCUGAUUGUCAUCGGAGAGACAGGAUCUGGGAAGACAACGCAGAUCACCCAGUACCUGGCAGAGGCGGGCUACACUUCCAGGGGCAAGAUUGGAUGUACACAGCCCAGAAGAGUUGCGGCCAUGUCAGUGGCCAAAAGAGUGUCAGAGGAGUUUGGUUGUUGCUUAGGCCAAGAGGUGGGCUACACCAUUCGAUUUGAGGACUGCACCAGCCCCGAAACAGUUAUCAAGUACAUGACGGACGGGAUGUUGCUCCGAGAGUGCCUGAUUGACCCCGACCUCACUCAGUAUGCAAUCAUCAUGCUGGACGAGGCGCAUGAGAGAACAAUUCACACUGAUGUGCUCUUUGGAUUGUUGAAAAAGACGGUUCAGAAACGGCAGGACAUGAAGCUGAUUGUCACCUCAGCCACCUUGGAUGCGGUGAAGUUUUCUCAGUACUUCUAUGAAGCUCCCAUCUUCACCAUCCCAGGUCGAACAUACCCAGUAGAAAUAUUGUAUACAAAGGAACCUGAAACUGAUUAUCUGGAUGCCAGCUUGAUCACUGUCAUGCAGAUCCAUUUAACAGAACCACCAGGUGAUAUCCUGGUCUUCCUGACUGGUCAGGAAGAGAUUGAUACUGCUUGUGAGAUCCUGUAUGAAAGAAUGAAAUCCCUGGGACCCGAUGUUCCAGAGUUGAUUAUCCUUCCAGUGUACUCUGCUCUUCCCAGUGAGAUGCAGACCCGAAUCUUUGACCCAGCUCCACCUGGCAGCAGAAAGGUCGUGAUUGCCACCAACAUUGCGGAGACAUCACUGACUAUUGAUGGCAUUUACUAUGUGGUGGACCCUGGAUUCGUGAAGCAGAAAGUUUACAAUUCUAAGACAGGGAUCGACCAGCUCGUGGUAACUCCUAUUUCUCAGGCUCAGGCAAAGCAACGCGCUGGCAGAGCUGGGAGAACAGGCCCAGGGAAGUGUUACAGGCUGUACACAGAACGUGCCUACCGGGAUGAAAUGCUGACCACCAACGUGCCGGAAAUCCAGAGAACCAACUUAGCAAGCACAGUGCUCUCACUCAAGGCCAUGGGCAUCAAUGACCUGCUGUCCUUUGACUUUAUGGAUGCCCCGCCAAUGGAAACCUUGAUCACAGCCAUGGAGCAGCUAUACACGUUGGGGGCCCUGGACGACGAGGGCCUACUUACUCGCCUGGGCCGCAGGAUGGCAGAGUUCCCUCUGGAGCCAAUGCUGUGCAAAAUGCUGAUCAUGUCUGUGCAUCUAGGCUGCAGUGAGGAAAUGCUGACCAUUGUGUCCAUGCUGUCUGUGCAGAACGUCUUCUACAGGCCCAAGGAUAAACAAGCCCUUGCAGAUCAGAAGAAGGCCAAAUUCCACCAGACCGAAGGGGACCACCUCACCCUGCUGGCCGUGUACAACUCCUGGAAGAACAAUAAGUUCUCCAACCCGUGGUGCUAUGAGAACUUUAUCCAGGCUCGUUCUCUGCGCCGGGCCCAGGACAUUCGCAAGCAGAUGUUGGGCAUAAUGGACAGACACAAGCUGGAUGUGGUCUCCUGUGGUAAGUCCACAGUCCGAGUGCAGAAGGCCAUCUGCAGCGGAUUCUUCCGGAACGCUGCCAAGAAAGACCCACAGGAGGGUUACCGGACGCUGAUCGACCAGCAAGUGGUCUACAUCCAUCCUUCCAGUGCUCUCUUCAACAGACAGCCCGAAUGGGUGGUGUACCACGAGCUGGUGCUGACCACGAAGGAGUACAUGCGUGAGGUCACCACCAUUGACCCCCGGUGGCUUGUGGAGUUUGCUCCAGCCUUCUUCAAGGUCUCUGACCCGACCAAGCUAAGCAAGCAGAAGAAGCAGCAACGACUUGAACCCUUGUACAACCGCUAUGAGGAACCCAACGCCUGGCGAAUAUCCCGAGCCUUCCGGCGGCGCUGAAAGGCAAGAGUCUGUUUGUCUCUUCUGCAGCAGUGGGCCAGGGCUUGGCCUCGCUCUUACUGAUGAAAAGCUGAUCCUGAGGAUACAGCUGUCCAGUGACUGACUAUCUUAACUGGGCAUUUCCUAAACUUGUCUCCCAUUUCUUCCCUGGUGGUAAAAUAGAAACAGGGAUUUACACCUGGUUUGAUCAGAGCCUCCAAGCCCCACCACCCCAAGGCACUCAGCCAGGGCUCACAGCCAACAUGGGAGUACACUGCAUCAUCUCCAAGAAAGGGGAAACUUCUGCAGCCCUCGGAUGGGAAAGGGGAGUCAUGAGCAUCUGGUACCUGGACUCAGUGAGGGCCCUGAUGCCCUAGCUGGUACUCUGGAGGAGGGAGCCACAAAGCUCACUGAAAGUGUUGGCCCCCCCGCUUCCUGCCCCUGUCCAGCCCCUGUACUUUUGCUUAACCUCCUGCAAAUAUUUAUUUUCUUAAGGAAACAAAA